Messenger RNA from Ananas comosus (pineapple), 1660 nucleotides. RefSeq names its product chorismate synthase, chloroplastic. The record is from RefSeq and is a predicted model, not a curated record. The transcript is spliced from 13 exons. Gene Ontology annotation, cellular component: cytosol. Gene Ontology annotation, biological process: chorismate biosynthetic process; aromatic amino acid biosynthetic process. Gene Ontology annotation, molecular function: chorismate synthase activity; FMN binding. Lineage: Eukaryota; Viridiplantae; Streptophyta; Magnoliopsida; Poales; Bromeliaceae. The coding region runs from base 67 to 1389 and encodes 440 amino acids.
CUCUCCAGCAAACGCUCUCUCUCAUCCGACCAAGGAGAGAGAGAGAGAGAGAGAGAGAGAACUCUAAUGGCGUCGUUGGGGUCGAAGACGUUCGUGAAGGGAGCGAGGACGGAGAUCGGCUUUCAGCCGUCCGAUCUGCGCGGGCUCUCGCCCCCCGCCGUCCAGAUCUCGAUCCGACGGCGCAGAUCCCCCGCUCCUCGAAGGCUAGAAGUACAGGCCAUUGGAAAUGUAUUCGGUAAUUACUUUAAGGUUGCGACUUAUGGAGAGUCCCAUGGGGGAGGUGUUGGCUGUACCAUAAGUGGAUGCCCCCCUAGACUUCCCCUUUCUGAAGCUGAUUUACAGUUUGAACUUGAUAGAAGGAGGCCAGGUCAGAGUAGAAUAACUACACCGAGAAAGGAAACUGAUACAUGUAAAAUUCUAUCAGGAAUCUCUGAAGGAAUGACUACAGGAACACCAAUACAUGUUUUUGUUCCAAAUACGGAUCAAAGAGGACACGAUUACAGUGAGAUGUCGAUGGCAUACCGCCCUUCUCAUGCAGAUGCUACCUAUGACUUCAAAUAUGGCGUCAGAUCAGUACAGGGGGGUGGCAGAUCGUCAGCAAGAGAAACCAUUGGGAGAGUUGCAGCUGGAGCUGUAGCAAAGAAAAUUCUCAAACUGAAAGCGGGGACAGAGAUACUGGCAUAUGUUUCUCAAGUGCACAAAGUUGUACUUCCAGAAGGGGCUGUUGAUAAUGAAACAAUAAGCUUCGACCAGAUAGAGAGCAACAUUGUUAGAUGUCCCGAUCCAGAAUAUGUACAAAAGAUGAUUGAUGCAAUUGAUGCUGUUAGAACGAGAGGGGACUCUGUUGGUGGAGUCGUGACAUGCAUUGCUAGAAAUGUUCCACGAGGGCUUGGCUCUCCAGUUUUUGAUAAACUUGAAGCUGAUUUGGCAAAAGCUGCGCUAUCUCUUCCAGCAACCAAGGGAUUUGAGUUUGGUAGUGGAUUCGCAGGUACUUUCCUGACUGGAAGUGAGCAUAAUGAUGAGUUCUAUACAGAUGAGAAUGGAAACAUUAGAACCAGAACAAACCGAUCGGGCGGUAUACAGGGAGGGAUAUCAAAUGGUGAAACUAUUUAUAUGAGGAUAGCUUUCAAACCUACCUCCACGAUUUCGAAGAAACAGCAAACUGUGACAAGAGAUCGACAGGAAACUGAACUUCUAGCAAGGGGCCGCCAUGAUCCUUGUGUGGUUCCUCGAGCUGUUCCAAUGGUGGAAGCAAUGGUAGCAUUGGUGUUGUUGGAUCAGCUGAUGGCUCACUUAGCUCAAUGCGAGAUGUUCCCUGUGAACCCAGCCCUCCAAGAAUCGGUCAGCUCAGCCAUCGAUGGGUCCGUGUUGACCCCAAAUCUUGCAUGAUAACUUAAUCUGAGAACAAAAUUGCCCUUCUUGAUUCACUUUCUUUUUUUUUGGUCCCUUUUUGGAACAACCAAUAAGAUAACAGCUUGUUCGGCUUGCGUCUGGCUGAUUGUUGUACCAGUAUAUGUAUUCUGUUGAUUCAGCCGACUGUUUUUUAAUCUCUGCUCCUUAGUUAUCUUCUUUGGUUGUAUUUUGUACUCCGGCCAUUGGGUGGCACAAUAUUCUUGUUAUAAUGAAACAUAAGCACCGGAAUAAGUGAUGGUUUAGUUUA